CAUCCACUUUAAAUGCUCUUUUGUUGAUCAUUGACUUUUGCACGUAUUCAACUUAUUAUUCAACGCGUACGAAAACGAUCGACAACCAAAGAUAUGUCUGUUGCCGGAAGCAAUUCGAAAAGUCCCAAACAAAAAGUAUAAAUGGGCAUCAAAAACAUGGCUUUUGAUUGAAGUACUGUUUUGAAGAAUACGGCAACAAUGAAUGCGCUUUUCAAAAUUGCGUUUUCCACCAUAAUAGUAACUGCCUUGAUGUUCGUAAGUCCAACAUCUGCAGGCUCAUGCUUUGGCCUGUGCAAAUCGAUGCCAACACUUUUGGAUUACAUGCAUCCAGUUGGCUGUUACUGCCAUGCAACAUGCGGAGGGAAAUUACCCUGCUGUUUUGAUAAAAUACAAAUGUGCGAUAACUCAUGCCAAAUACCAAAGAAGGUUCGCCAGGCUUCUUUGGUUGGAAUUGAUAGCUAUACAUAUACGAAGGGACAAUCUAUUAAAUACGAAUGCAAUUAUCACUACGAAAUUUCUGGAUCGGAUACAAGAACUUGUUUAGGAAACAACAUAUGGACUCCUGGUCCUCCUACAUGUAAAUAUGUAAGAUUCGUGUGCAGACCACCAACAAUAUCUGACGGCAAUUAUGAAAUUCAGAAAAAGCAAUACAGAGUAGGUGAAUCGGUUACAAUUACAUGUGAAAGGGGUUAUAUACUAGAUGGAGUAAGCAAGAUUACAUGUGGAAUAUAUCGAUGGAAUGGAAGGAUACCUUCUUGCAUUGAGGAUAGAUGUUCGAGAACUUCGUCUUGUUCUCCAGAUGCAACAUGCAAAAACACAAGAUCUCGAGCAGUGUGCAGUUGUAAUGAAGGAUUUAGUGGGAGUGGAUCUGUUUGUACCAGAAUUCCCUGUUACAAACACACCUGUACUUCUAAAGAAGUUUGCGUUGAUCGUGGUGACAACACAGGAGAUUAUGAUUGUGAAUGUAAGGAAGGUUACGUUCGUGAUGAAUCUUCAUGCAUUGUUGAUCCAUGUGCUAACAACGAUUGCCACAAAAAUGCAUCUUGCUCAGUGGUUGAUGGAGCGAGUGUAUGUUCUUGCAAUGAAGGUUACAAAGGCAAUGGAACUAUGUGUGAAGUUGAUCCAUGUUUUGAGAAUAAUUGUCAUGAACAUGCGACUUGUGGAGCAAGUGGGAAAGGAGGUAUUUCUUGCUUUUGUGACGAAGGUUAUAAAGGAAACGGAACUCAUUGCGAAGUCGCUAAAUGUGAUCCUGGUGAAUUGUACGGGGAAGAAGAGAGCAUAGUAGGAAUGUGUAACGACUGUGAGGACACUUGCUGUGAGGAGAAGAAACUUCGUGAAUGUAGAAUUUGCAUUCACAUGAAAUGCAAUGGAGGAGAGGUUUGUGGCGAAGAAGGCUUAUCCAGAGUGCCCACAGUUUGCGUUGACAAAAAGUGUUAUAAGAAUAGAGAUCGUGGUUUUACUGUCACAGCUCCAAGCUGGGUACAUUGCUUGGACGAAAGGGGAUCGCAAAAAGAAGGUUUCAAUUGCUGUUGGGUUGGAGAGUAAUCAAAAGGAAAUUGAAUAAUGCUGCCAACUUGAUCAUAUUUUUAAAGAAAAAAUGAAAGAUUUUAAUUAUCUAUAAUCAAUGCUUUGCUGCGCUAACUAAAACUAUCAUACUGAGUUUGCUGCAUGUAUUUUAUGAGGUAGUGCCAUGUAUCUUGAAUCAGAAAAUGUUUUUAUUCAUUUAUUGGCGUUUGAAUGAAAUAUUGUGCACACAUGAAGACAUAUUCACAGAUGGUGUAAGGGACUGGGUACAAUUAGUCAGUGCAGUGGUUAAUAGCCUUUUCCUUUUUUUUGCCUCUUCGAAAUCAUCUAGCAAUUCUCCCAUCACUGUUCUGUAAUUGCUGAAAAAUAAUAUUGCUCGCAAAUGUAAAUGGCAAACUUUCUGCAUUAUUUUUAGAUAUAUUCGUGGACCUGGCACCAAAAUAAAAAUAACACAAUAUUAGAAUGCAAAAAGGUAUUACAUAAGCUGGUUAAAUGAAUUACAGUAGUGUUGUGUGGUGUCUCUAAUAAUCGUGUGUUUUUAACCAAACUUAACGAUUCAGCA
This is a messenger RNA of Styela clava, 2086 nucleotides long. RefSeq lists its product as uncharacterized. The record is from RefSeq and is a predicted model, not a curated record. Lineage: Eukaryota; Metazoa; Chordata; Ascidiacea; Stolidobranchia; Styelidae.